Linderina pennispora is the source of this 2007-nucleotide messenger RNA. RefSeq lists its product as uncharacterized. NCBI's taxonomy places the organism in Eukaryota, Fungi, Kickxellomycota, Kickxellomycetes, Kickxellales, Kickxellaceae. The record is from RefSeq and is a predicted model, not a curated record. The coding region runs from base 1 to 2007 and encodes 668 amino acids. The transcript is spliced from 7 exons. Gene Ontology annotation, molecular function: protein binding.
AUGUCGCUGAAGGCUGAGCUCGAGCAGUGGCACCAGGCCGUCGAAUACUACGAUGACCAGAACUACGGCGCAGCACUCGAGAUUUUUGAGAGCAUUGCGGACUCUGCAAAGAUUCAUUUCAACAUCGGACUGAUCCUGGGCCGCCAGGGUAACCACAAAGAAGCGGCCCUGGGCUUGGACCGCUAUCUGGUGGUGGCGCUUUUCCAGCGCGGCGUAGCGCGCAUGGUGCAGCAGCAGAACCACGAGGCGCUGCAGGACUUCAACGAGGCACUAAAGUACCUGCGCGACAAUGACUGCAUCGACUACUCGCAAAUCGGCCUCGACUACAAGGUAUAUCUGUGCGAGGUUCUGUACAAUCGGGCUCUGUGCUACUUUUGCCUGGGAGAGGAGAUGAAUGCGAUGAAGGACCUGGAGUUGGCAGCAAAGCCAUCCAUUCCCAUGGCAUGGACUGUCCCGCUGUACUGUGUGCCGCGCGGUGUGAUCUACCGUCCAUCGGCAAGCAAGCUGAAGAGCUCGAAGAAGAUUGAUUUUCUGGGCUCGGCCAAGGUCAUUGCGUCGGCAGACGGCAAGGACAACUUUACGGGCUUCAAGGGAGCGCUGGUGCGCAAGGAGACUAUGCGGACAAUUCCUCUCAAAUCCAGCGGCCGCGGACAGGGCAAUAUGGCACACCAAAAGUCGAUGCGUGUCAAGAAGAGCACGCCGCCGCCAGAGGCCUUGGGCUCGCUCGCUCGCUCAAACACGAUGCCGGCCCACCGUGUGAACGGAAACGCAAUCACCUCUGACGCCAGCACGCCCACAUUUGGCACAUACCCGAAAUCGGCCGCACCAGUACCGCAGAGCAGGACACCCGAUGAGGCAAUGAGCCUGCCGCCGCAGAUGACGAAGACAAAGUCGGAGAUGUCGAUGAACUCGGACUACCGCCAGGCCAGACUGCAGGCUCUUGCGCAGGCGCAGGCGCAACGCACUCAGCCCCACAGCGCUGACCCGUACAGGAUCGAAGGAGAGGAGAGCCCGUCUGCCUCCGACUACAGUGAUGCCUCGCGGCCGCCCGCCAGCGCACCAGCGCUCACGCCCGAGCCUGACACCAGGCGCGAAAUGCCGCAGCGCAGCCCGGGCCCGAGCCCGAGUCCAGGCGCUACACAGCAGCGUGGCACAGACCCUCUGGAGAUCAUUCGAGCCGGUCUUGCCCGUCGCACAACCUUUGAAAAACCAGCAGAGCCAGCAGGCGCCGCGCAGCGCCGGACAGCAGCGCGCGACGGAGCUGGCUCGCCUGCUCUGGACCGGAUCGAUGAAACAUCGCCAAUGUCGGCGCCCCUGCAGCGGGGUCCUGGCGCCCAGCUCCCGGCACCGGUGGCACGCCAGCCGCCCAACACAGCAGCGUAUGGCAGCGAGAUGGACCACGACGACAUCAACAGCAUGGCGCAGGGCGUCGCUGGCAUGCAGGUGCAGAACGCAGAGCUGCCCUAUGCCCAGGCGCACGCGCUGCCGCAGUCAGUGGCGUCGUCGGUCAGCCCGGGCCCCAUGCCGACCACAGCCGGGCCGCAGUACAUGGAGCGGAUGCAGCACACGCGGUCGCCCAGCAGCACCGCCUCGUCGGCACCCCCACAUAACGUCAGCUUCGAUCUUCAUAGCAACAGCGCGACGCCGGCUAGCACGGGCUCUGGCGGCAGCGGGCUGCGGCGUGCGCCGACCAAGCGCGGAUCAAUGAAGAUCAAGUUCCACUUUGCCAACGAUACCUUCAACCUGAUGGUCCCGACCCGCAUCACGUUUGACGGCCUGGUGACAAAGCUGACGGACAAGAUUGCAAUGGUGCUGGCCCAGUACGGCCAGCAGCAGACGGUGUCGCCGAACGCUGGGCUCAAGAUCCGGUACCUGGACGAGGACGGCGAGGCCGUGCUGAUGACCGACGAAGACGACUUUGAGCUGGCCAAGGCGUAUGCCGGAGGCGACAUGUCGGCGCCCGAAACCAACAUUGUCGAGCGGCUGGAGCUGUGGUGCUCACUGUAA